AUGGUGCAGGCGGGAGGGGUUCCCUCUCCUGGGGCUGCCCCGGACCAGCCCUGCGCGUUCAAGCUGGUCCUCUUGGGAAGUGGGUCCGUGGGCAAGUCCAGCUUGGCCCUCCGGUAUGUGAAGAAUGAUUUCAAGAGCAUCCUGCCCACCGUGGGAUGUGCGUUCUUCACGACGGUGGUGGAUUUGGGCGCCGUGUCUCUGAAGUUGGAGAUCUGGGACACGGCUGGCCAGGAGAAGUACCACAGCAUCUGCCACCCGUGCUUUAGGGGUGCCAACGCUGCGCUUCUGGUAUACGACGUCACCAGGAGGGAUUCCUUCUGCAAGGCUCAGCAGAGGCUAAAGGACCUGGAGAGGGAGUCCCCCCCAGGGGAGGAGGUGGUGAUGCUGGUCGGGAACAAGAUGGACCUUGGCGAGCAGCGGGAAGUGACAUUCCAGGAAGGGAAAGAGUUGGCAGAGAGCAAGACACUGUUCAUGGAGGCCUCGGCCAAACUAAACCACCAGGUGACCGAGGUCUUCAGCGCCGUAGCCCGGGAGCUCCUGCAGCGAGAAGAGGGGCCGCGCGGGGAUGCAGGGCUGCCUCUGAACGGGGCACCUACCCGGCAGGGCAGAUGCUGUGCCCACUAGCAGCGGCCGUGCCCGGAGGGGUCUGGGGAGGACACCCCCCUGCCCACCCCAGGUCGGGCUGCUCCUCGGGGAGGAGCCGCUGCCUCCAUCCACGGAGCUGAUUCACCGUCCGGGAAGCUUGCUCCCCGAGUCCUAGAGGUUCUGGGAGCUCCCUGAGCGUUCCCACUUCCCAAAGCCGGCGGGAAUCAUUCAGGAGAGGAUCCCGGGCCAAAGGGCUUCCAGGAGUGAUACAGGAAAUGUUCAUGUUUUAGUGUUUCUGGGCCCUGCUCCUGGGGAAGCUGCAGUUUAAUAUCUACCGAGGUCAAAAUGACUCGGUAAAACCUGUUCAAGGCACGGGCGCCAUUUCUGCCCCAAGCACGCAUUGUACACCGGCUUUAGUAAAGAAAAAAAAAAACAACCCAACAAGGAGCAUCCCAAACAUAAAGACAAGAAAAAGAAAACACCUCCCUGGUUCCUGUAACGUUAAAGUCAUAUAACCUGGCACACACUAAAAACACAAGAUAAAAAUCUGUAACUUUCUGGAAUGUC
Messenger RNA from Zalophus californianus (California sea lion), 1152 nucleotides. RefSeq names its product RAB17, member RAS oncogene family (gene RAB17). The record is from RefSeq and is a predicted model, not a curated record. Lineage: Eukaryota; Metazoa; Chordata; Mammalia; Carnivora; Otariidae. Gene Ontology annotation, molecular function: GTP binding; GTPase activity.